AUGCACUGUCUUCAUUAAAAAUUCAAAUCCUCACUUGUUUUCAGUAUAUUUAAAGGUAACAAUUUAAUCAACCAACUUUUAAUUGUACGUUAACCGUCUUCCCAGCAUGUUGAACUACGAGUUCAAACGGUCAUCUUGUCGGCGCAUCCUACGGGAAUACUGCACGGAGAACUUUAUCUACGCUGUGCGAUUGCUCGCCGAUCGACAGCUGCUUAAAUUUGAGAAAUUGUGGUGGUUUCUAUGGAUCGUAGCUGCUUUCACAGCUUCCUGCUACGCCGUGAAGCAGCUGUACCACAAGUGGGACGAGAAUCCCGUGGUCAACGUUUACGCGCCUCGACUGGAGUCCAUUUCUUCGGUUCCGUUCCCGGCGGUGACGAUAUGUCCGUUGUCCAAGACCCGACAGGAUGUGUUCAACGUGACCGAGGCUUACGAGUUGGUGCGCAACGGGACUUCGCUGGGCAGCGAGAGCGAUGGGAUGCUACGUGCGCUAGCUCACGUGUGUUCAUUUUCGCAUCAUUGGAAGAAGUUUGACCAUCGCGAUGACGAGACCGUGCUUCAAACGUUACGGAAGCUGGCUUUUCGUACGGAAACUCUGAUUCAGUGGUGCAUGUGGCGGUACAAGAGUGUGAAUUGUAGUGAGAUGAUCUCGAAGACGCUGACGGAGGACGGCAUUUGCUACACCUUUAAUGCGCUUCCUGCUGAUCAGUUGUAUCGAUCGGGGGUUAUCUCACCUGAAUUUCUUAGUUUUAAAACAACGAGCGUUGCCAACUGGACACAGGAUAGUGGAUACAGUUGGGACGCUGGACCGAACGUGUACCCACAUCGUCCAAUCGGAAGUGGCAUCAAAUCGGGACUGUAUCUGUUGCUGUCAAUGAGGAAGAUUGAUCAGGAGUUGUGGUGUAGAGGUCCUCAUACCGGGUAUAAGAUCAUGGUCCAUCCUCCGGAUGAAGUUGCCGUGAGUUCAGAAUUGUACUUUCGACUUAGUAUCGAAGAUGCUGUUGGUGUCACUGUAACCCCAAAUGUUAUGUACACAUCUCAAUCGUUGAGACAUAUUUCUCCACUGAGACGCAGAUGCUUCUUCGACAACGAGCGUUACCUGCGCUUCUUCAAAGUGUACAACCAACUCAACUGCGCCAUUGAGUGUAUGACAAAUAUGACACUGAGAAAGUGUGGUUGCGUCAAGUUCUCGAUGCCCCGAACUGCUGACACGCCGGUGUGUGACGCCAGCAAGAUCGGAUGCUUUCGAAACAUCCUGAAGGAGGUAUUCGAUUCGCAGCUUAGGAUGGAAAAAACUCGAUCGAUCACUUCUUGUGGAUGCUUUCCGGCCUGUAAUAGCGUUCAGUAUCAGGUGCAAAGUACGCGCUUUCCGUUCUACGUCGAAAAGUAUCGGCAAGCCGCAGGAACGGUGUUUGAGAAAUACAACGACUACGAUCUUUCGGUGAUGUCAGUAUCCUUCAAGGAUAAUCACUAUCUACCGAUUUGGAGACGGGAAUUGUACGGGACUACGGAUGUAAUUGCGAAAUUCGGAGGACUGUUUGCCCUUCUAUUGGGGGCCAGCGCCAUGAGCUUGAGCGAAAUCAUCUACUACAGCUGCAUACGGCCGCUGAGGCGGGAGCGGAUACCUCGGUUAGCCGUCAACUGGAUGUUUGUUCUACCGUGGGUGUGCCGCGAGCGGAAUCCAUUCCGGGUUCCGAGAAACUACUAGGGAACUAGGACGACCUUUGCU
Molecule: messenger RNA, 1726 nt
Organism: Culex pipiens pallens (northern house mosquito)
Lineage: Eukaryota; Metazoa; Arthropoda; Insecta; Diptera; Culicidae
Product: pickpocket protein 28-like
Exons: 5
Coding region: 107-1705 (532 amino acids)
Biological process (GO): sodium ion transmembrane transport
Cellular component (GO): membrane
Molecular function (GO): ligand-gated sodium channel activity
Source: RefSeq, a predicted model, not a curated record